Molecule: messenger RNA, 201 nt
Organism: Xylona heveae TC161
Lineage: Eukaryota; Fungi; Ascomycota; Xylonomycetes; Xylonales; Xylonaceae
Exons: 2
Coding region: 1-201 (66 amino acids)
Source: RefSeq, a predicted model, not a curated record
AUGGUGCUGGUGACAGAUAAGGGUUUGGAGGUUUUUGAAGUCUGUCUACUAGAGUUAUCAAUCUGGAUUGGUGCUGUCCUGAGUGUAGCACUUGGAACACCUUUUGGACCUAUUCAUCUUGCAUAUAGCCCUCUUCUAGGAGUUCUGAUAGUGUUGGUUCUUCAGGUUCUGGGGACUCCAAUCCCUAGUAGGGCUGUGUAG